This is a messenger RNA of Oldenlandia corymbosa var. corymbosa, 1138 nucleotides long. Lineage: Eukaryota; Viridiplantae; Streptophyta; Magnoliopsida; Gentianales; Rubiaceae. The record is from the annotation of a GenBank genome assembly.
GAACGGGGUAAAAACAUAAAUUUCCCAUCUAUAGUACACCUUUUUAUUUCAACUCCUCGCAAAACUAGUCUAAAAUCCUCACACCCUCCAUUUAGCGAAUUCUAGGGUUUCCAGUGACGGCACAGCCAGAAGCAGCAACACCACCGCAACGCCACCAUGGGUCGUAUGCACAGUCGAGGUAAGGGUAUUUCGAGCUCAGCUCUGCCGUACAAGCGGACUCCACCAAGUUGGCUCAAAGUUUCUUCUCAGGAUGUUGAGGAAAACAUCUGCAAAUUUGCUAAGAAGGGUCUGACACCUUCUCAAAUUGGUGUCAUUCUCCGUGAUUCUCAUGGCAUUGCUCAGGUGAAGAGUGUAACUGGUAGCAAGGUUUUGAGGAUAUUGAAGGCACAUGGACUUGCUCCUGAAAUUCCUGAAGACUUGUACCACCUUAUCAAGAAGGCAGUUGCAAUUAGGAAGCAUCUUGAGAGAAAUAGGAAGGACAAGGACAGCAAGUUCCGGUUGAUUCUUGUGGAGAGCAGGAUUCACCGCCUUGCUCGCUACUACAAGAAAACAAAGAAGCUUCCCCCGGUCUGGAAGUAGUAAGUCAAAUUCAGUUGUUAGCUUUCUCUGCCUUUAUGUUUUAGCUUGUGAGAUUUUCAAGAGCUCAAUGCAAUCACCUGAGAAUAUGCUCAUCUUUCAUACAUUUUGUUCAUGUCUAUCUUCUGGUCAUCGUGCUAAUCAUGCUCUGGUUUGUCUUGCAGUGAAUCCACCACCGCCAGCACGCUUGUGGCAUAGAGAAUAUCCGAGUUGCUGAAGCUUCAAAUUUCUGAGUCUGAACUUGAGUUCCUUAGAGCAUGUGCCUGUAGUUUCUGCUUGUUAAAUGAGAUUUUUUUUUUCCCAAAGGAUGUUACUUUUUAAAGAAUGGGUAAACUAGUGUUAAUUUGCACCUAUGAUGUUUUAGCAGUUCAGUGAUUUAACUGAAGCUUCAUACUGUUUUCUAGCAUUAGAUGAAAAACAGUUCCAAUGUUUCUUAAAUUGCAUCUCCAAAUUGCACUUCUCUAUCUUCUGCUAGGGUUUUAUGUUUUCUUUUGCGAAGUACUAGUAUCACAAAAUGAAUUUGGUAGAACGACAGUAGAAUAAUCUAUCCACUGUAUGCUUG